AUGGAGCUGGUGCAUCGGAAGUUGCAGAUGUGCGAGCACAAGCAUCGUGAGCGAGCCAUCGGUGCCACCCAGGGCGACGAGCCCCUCGGGGAUGCCCAUCUCGACCUGGUCGCGGGGGAGACGCGAGGCCUGGCAAUGGUCUCGCCUUCCCUUCUGUCAGAGAAGUUGAAGACGGAGGCCGCCAUCCUGAGGGAGCGGCGGAAGACGACGGAGGAGCGCGCCGAGCAUCAGGCCUCGGCAAGUAGCAAGGAGGGCAAGGGCGGCCAGGCGGUUCCACAAAGCUUGGUCGACAAGCAGCGCCCGGAGAUCGCGAAGUUGACGGCUCAGAUCGCCACCGCCGGCACGGCCGGAAAGGCGACGAGCUUGGCCGCCCGCUUGGCGGCAAGUGAGCCGCCCCUUUUUCCCGUGGUCGCGCAGCGGGAUCCCUCGCCCACGCCGCUGCGCGCGGCGUCCGCGAUCCUCGAGUCACCGAGGCUUGACGCCGUGGCGGCUCCGGGACGCGGACGCAGACGACGGCCUGUUCGGAAUGCCUCUGUCGGCUCUUGGAUGUUGGAGCGCCGCGCGGCGGUCAACUGGCUGCGCGGCAGGGAGGGCGGCCCCGACUUCAACUCCCUUUCGCUCGUGCGAGUGUUCCGGACUUGCGGGGCCGCCUGGCCGCCUGGCUCCGAUAGUGUCCCGGGCUACCUCGAUGAGCCUGCGAAGCCAGCUGCGUUCGCCGUCGACUCGGUCGCCCUUCCACUGGAUGGCGUCAAGGGCAACCUGGCGAGCGCCUGGCUGGUGAGGCGCCUCUCCAAGGCUGAAGUGAUCACCUUCGGAGAGGACGCCGCCUGCACGAUCGCACCGUUCUGCGUCGCAAAGUCCGAUGGGAGACGCCGCCUGGUCAUUGCGAGGAAGGUCAACUCUUGCAUCCACGAUCCUGCCACGGUGGAGUUGCCGACUGCUGGAGUGUGGAGCGGGCUUCGCACCCGCGAGGGCGAUGAGUUGGUGGUGGAACAAGUGGAUAUCGAGGCCGCCUUCUACCGCACGGAGGCGCCAGCGGGGUUGUCCGUUAUCGCGGUAUUGCCCAGUGUCCUCGUGUCGGACUUGGCGAAGAUCGAUCCGUCGUCGCCCGUGGAGAUGAUCAGUGGGAAGCGGACCGCUACCCGCCUGGUCGUCCUGCCGACGGGCUGGACGUUGCCGUCAGCCCCGCGGUCGCAACGCGUGGACGGCGCGGCGGGCGCGCAUCGGCAUCGCCAGCGGGCGCGGGGCGGCGCUGCAGCAGUCGAGCGCGAGCUGGAGGCGGGCGGUCUGCGCUGCAAGGGCAUCGCCACCACCGCGGACGAACGUGCCCCCGCGGGCCUGGUCUUCCAGCGAGCCACGGGCGAGGCACGCUUGUCGUCAAUCCGCCCGUGGAAGAUGCAUCUCGCACUGCUGGGGCUGGCGUCUCAGAAGUAUGUGCCUGGGCGCGCGGUGUUCCAGCGUUUCGGCCACUGCAAGUGGGCUGAUUUUUUGUGGGGGGCCCUCCUUUCCGUCUUCAGUUCUGAGCGUCGGUGCGCGCGCAAGGCGGGGGUCAACGCGUGGCGGCCGCGGCCCGACGUGGCCUCCGAGCUGCGGGCUGCGGGCGCGCUGCUGGGGCUGGCCUGCCUCAGCGCGAGGCGCCCCGUCGACCCCCUCGGGACCAGCGCGGGCGCCUCGACUGGGAACGGCGACCCUGAGGGCACGCUCUUCGGCGGCAUCGGCGUCGCCGAGCGCCCCUGGCCCACGGAGGCGGCGCGGGGCGCCGCGAGGCUGUCCGCGCUCUGGCGCUACCUCGUGGCAGGUGGCGCUGCGGCCCGCGAUCAUGCCUUCUCGAGCCAGCUCGCGGCAGGCCCCGGGCGGGUCAAUCACGACCAGGACGAGGGCGGUCCUGAAAAGGUGAUCACCUGCGCGGGUGAGAGUGCUCCCGACGGCCUGAACACUGACCGCGAGACGCAGGGCGACUUCGUGGGCCUCGACGCCCACCUGAUCUUCCCGCUGG
Prorocentrum cordatum is the source of this 1996-nucleotide messenger RNA. The record is from the annotation of a GenBank genome assembly. Lineage: Eukaryota; Dinophyceae; Prorocentrales; Prorocentraceae.